CUCCUCUCCGCACCAAACUCCGAUCAAAAGCAACUCAACUUCGAAUCGAUCUCCCACGCAAAAGCAGCUCCUCAAAACCCUGAAUUUGGCAGCAGGACGACGGCGACGAUGGAUUUCCGGCUCCCCGGCUUCGAUUCCCCGCUCUUCGCCACCCUCCACCACCUCAUGGACGUCCCGGACGAGGCCGACAAGUCCUUCAACGCCCCCACCCGCACCUACGUCCGCGACGCCCGGGCCAUGGCGGCCACCCCGGUCGACGUCAAGGAGUGCCCGGGAUCCUACGCCUUCAUCGUUGACAUGCCGGGGCUCAAGUCCGGGGACAUCAAGGUCCAGGUCGAGGACGACAACGUGCUGGUGAUCAGCGGCGAGAGGAAGCGCGAGGAGGAGAAGGAAGGGGCCAAGUACCUGCGGAUGGAGCGACGGGUCGGCAAGUUCAUGAGGAAGUUCGCGCUGCCGGAGAAUGCGAACACGGAGGCGGUCUCCGCGGCGUGCCGCGACGGGGUGCUGACGGUCACGGUGGAGAAGCUGCCCCCGCCGGAGCCGAAGAAGCCAAAGACAGUCGAGGUCAAGGUCGCCUGAAAGUGGCCUCGCGGAGCUGAGCUAUAGCGGUUCCGGUGAGCGAGUCUUAUGGGGAAUGAAGAAUAAUGAAAUGAUGGCGUAGUUUGCUCGAGUGUGUUUUCUUGUUUUUUGUUUCGGUUUCGGUUUCGGUUUCGGAGAUAUCGAAACUGGCGAGUGGAAUUGCAGUAUUUUGCAGGUUCUUGCGCAGGGUGCGAUGUUUAGUAGGCCAUGUGUUUGAUGUUUGGCUCGUGCUAAUAUGAAUGAAUCAGUCGAUGUGUUUGUGUA
Syzygium oleosum is the source of this 843-nucleotide messenger RNA. RefSeq names its product 17.3 kDa class II heat shock protein-like. The transcript has a single exon. Bases 109 to 579 code for a protein of 156 amino acids. The record is from RefSeq and is a predicted model, not a curated record. Gene Ontology annotation, biological process: response to heat; response to hydrogen peroxide; response to salt stress. Lineage: Eukaryota; Viridiplantae; Streptophyta; Magnoliopsida; Myrtales; Myrtaceae.